Messenger RNA from Benincasa hispida (wax gourd), 471 nucleotides. The record is from RefSeq and is a predicted model, not a curated record. NCBI's taxonomy places the organism in Eukaryota, Viridiplantae, Streptophyta, Magnoliopsida, Cucurbitales, Cucurbitaceae.
AUGAAGGAUUUGGGUGUUGCUGAGAAAAUUUUGGCUAAGCCUAUAGAUACUCCCAGUGUUGCAAAUGCUCGUUUGCCAUCUGUGUUUUCACCACAAUCUGAAGUUGAGAAGGAGUACAUGUCUCGAGUUCCUUAUGCUAGUGCAGUGGGAAGUUUGAUGUAUGCUGUGGUCUGUACUAGGCUUGAUCUUGCCCAUGUUGUUAGUGUUGUCAGCAGGUUCAUGGGUCAACCUAUGAAGGAGCAUUGGCAAGUUGUUAAGAGGAUUUUUGUUACCUUAAAGUGUUCGAUGACCGAUUAUUCUGAUUCUGACUAUGCUGGAGAUGUUGACAAUAGGAGAUCUAUGACUAGCUAUGUGUUCACUCUAGAUGGUCCUGUUGUUAGUUGGAAGGCAACCUUACAGCCUACAGUUACUUUGUCUACUACUGAAACAGAGUACAUGGUCUUGAUAGAUAUUGCUAAAGAAGGAAGAUAG